GCCGUGGCUUGCCCGCCAUCUUUUGGAACUCGGUGGAUGGAUGUUUUGUCCGUUUGCGGGUCGACAGGGGCGAACUGGCGGCUGCAGUUACAGCGGGGUCUUUGCGUGGUUUGUGCGGUGCUUUCACGGCCCCGUUCGCCAGGGGGCACGUAGCUUGGCUGGCGCGGCUGAGUGUGCGCGAUAAAUUGGAUGUUAGCCGUUGGCUAGCUCGUUAGCCACUUAAAGGGUAGCAGUUAGCAGCGUGUGGGGCUGCUGCCGGACUCCCAACAACAGCUGUUGAUCACCGCAGGACUCACCGGGAUCUGCUCUGCUCGGGCAAGGUUGUGCGAUGGGAUUUGGGGGAGUGUGGAUCUGAAGCGUUGACAGCGGAACUGAACUGAACCCCGACACACACCCGCACGCACACACACAGGGAGUUGUGUUUUCUCACCCGCAGGUCAGACGCCGCCGUACCACGCUGCAUUGCUGCGUCACUGUCGUCCACCAUGUCGGACGCCCCUGAGGCUGCCCCCGCCAGCCCCCCUUCCAUCACCAACCCACCUCCCCCAGAGGUCACCAACCCUAACAAACCGGGCAGGAAGACCAACCAGCUGCAGUACAUGCAGAACGUGGUGGUGAAGACUCUGUGGAAGCAUCAGUUUGCCUGGCCCUUCUACCAGCCCGUGGACGCCAUCAAGCUCUGUCUAUGGGACUACCACAAGGUGAUCAAGAACCCCAUGGACAUGGGAACCAUCAAGAAACGCCUGGAGAACAACUAUUACUGGAGCGCCAGCGAGGCCAUGCAGGACUUCAACACCAUGUUCACCAACUGUUACAUCUACAACAAGCCCACAGACGACAUUGUCCUGAUGGCUCAAGCUUUGGAGAAGAUCUUCCUGCAGAAAGUAGCUCAGAUGCCGCAGGAGGAAGUGGCUCUGCUGCCUCCAGCUCCUAAAGGCAAGAAAACGGGCAAGCAGCCAGCGGCCACUACAGUGAGCCUGCAGGCGGAGUCCUCAGCCUCCCCUCCCACCUCCUACCCCUCCCCCUCUCCCUCUCAGACACCUGUAAUCUCCACCACACCCACUCCUGUCCAGGCCACGCCCCCUGUCCCUGCCCCACAGCCCCCAGCAACCAUGAUGCCAUCUGCGCAGCCUGUUGUCAAGAAGAAAGGUGUGAAGAGGAAAGCCGACACGACCACUCCCACCACGUCAGCCAUCUCUGCUGGCCGCGCCGACUCCCCGUCCGCCCAGGACACAAAGCCAGCCAAACUCGUCUCGUCCCGUAGGGAAGCUGCCGCCCGCCCCCCCAAGACCCGCCGCGAGACGGUGGAAGACGCGGCAGGCGUUGAGGUGGGAGGCGGCGGCGUGGGGGCAGCAGCCAGGAAGCCAGGAAAGCUCGGAGAGCAGAUGAAACACUGCGACGCCAUCUUGAAGGAGAUGCUCUCCAAGAAACAUGCCGCCUAUGCCUGGCCUUUCUACAAGCCUGUGGACGCUGAGGCGCUGGAGCUGCACGACUACCAUGACAUCAUCAAACACCCCAUGGACCUCAGCACCGUGCGGAAAAAGAUGGAUAAAAGCGAGUACAGCGACCCCCAGAGCUUCGCCACAGACGUCAGGUUAAUGUUUUCCAACUGCUACAAGUACAACCCCCCAGACCACGAGGUGGUGGCCAUGGCGCGCAAGCUGCAGGACGUGUUCGAGAUGCGCUUUGCCAAGAUCCCAGACGAGGGCUUGGAGGUGUCCGUCCCGUCCACCACGCCGCUGGUCAGUAAAAGCACCGCCUCCUCCGACAGCAGCAACAACUCGUCCUCCGAUGAAUCGUCUGACUCUGAGGAGGAACGAGCCACGCGAUUGGCUGAGCUGCAGGAGCAGGUUGGUGCUGUCGGCCAAUCACAGCUGAAGGCCGUGCACGAGCAGCUCGCUGUGCUGUCGCAGGCGCCAGUCAGCAAGCCCAAGAAGAAGAAGGAGAAAAAGGACAAGGAGAAGAAAAAAGAGAAAGACAAGGAAAAAGGGAACAAGGCUAAGAUAGAAGAGGAAAAGAAACCCAAAGCUGCUGCGCAGCAGCCCAAACCAGCCAAUCAGAAGAAGGCGCCAGCCAGGAAAGCCAACAGUACAGUAACAGCCCCCAGGCAACCGAAAAAAGGCGGAAAGACGUCGGGCGGGGGCUCGGCCAAUGGAGACGAUGGCGAGGAAUCCUCUCUGCCCAUGUCGUACGACGAAAAGCGACAGCUGAGUCUGGACAUCAACCGGCUGCCGGGGGAGAAGCUGGGCCGCGUCGUGCAUAUCAUCCAGUCCAGAGAGCCGUCACUGAGGGACUCCAACCCCGACGAGAUCGAGAUCGACUUUGAGACUCUCAAACCCUCCACGCUCAGAGAACUGGAGCGCUACGUCAAGUCCUGCCUGCAGAAGAAGCAGAGAAAGCUCAUGCAGAAAGCAGCAGGAGGUGGAGCCUCUGGGGGCGGGGCCAGUCGUCUGAGUGGCAGCUCCUCCUCUUCCUCCGAUGACAGCUCCUCAACAGGAACCUCUUCAUCCUCUGACACAGACUGAACACUCGGGGAGGGGGCACACGCCUGUUACUGAUCUUACACACAAACACAGAAUCAGAGAAACUUUGUUCUUGAACAAACACACAAACGACCCGCUCGGAACUUCGCACACACACACUCAGACGUGCAGACUGUAUGUAAAUAGGCUGACUUUGCUUUUUUUUUUUUUUUCCUUCUUUAGCUUUUAGUGUUUUUAUUUUAAUUUUCUGGAUAGAAGCAGUCAGUCAGGAAAAGGGGGAGGAGAGAACAGGGGGCGGAGACAAAUAAAACCAUCGAAAGGUUUCCUCCUCCUUCUUCUGGACAUCCGGCGGCAACCCCUGACCUCUGAGCACAUUCCAGACGCACCACGAGAAGAGGAGCAGCCAAUUGCUCGCACGGCGUCGGAUUACUGAUCAAUCGAAAGUGUACGAGAAGAAGAUGUGGAUUAUUGUUGGAUUAUUGGUUGAUGCGUGGAAUCCAUGGUGACACGAUAACGUGGAGAUAUUUUAGAGGAUGUUGCAGGGAGGUGCUCCUGGGACCGAACUGAUCCAAAUAAAAAAAGCUUUUUUUUUUCUUUUUUUUUUGUGUGGAGCUGAACUUCACGAUGCAGAUCAGCUGACUGACGGAGCGUCUCUCUGCAACAAAUUUUACCGAAAUGUAAAAGUUCUUGGCAAUUAAAAAAAAAAGACAUUUAAUGUGUGAAACUUGUUUAAAUAAGGAUCGUAUUUCUGUUCAAAUCCCCCCACGUCCUCCGAGAGCGACCCUGCUGGUCCUUCAGCCAGGAUCUGCAACCUGCUGUCUGACUGAAGUUUGUAGGUACCAAAACGUAACCCUCCCCAUACCCGUUACUAGCCCCGCCCCCAUCAUCUCCUUCAGAGAGCGAAGCCAAUCAGGUUCCUCCCCGAACACUACAUUUCCUUCUUCUGUUUGAACUUUCAGGUUGUGUGCCGAACUUGUUUGUGUCUUAUGCAGUUCUGGAUAUAAAAUGUCUCUGUACCGCUGUCCUGUCCUCGCAGGCCCGCCCACACCUCUCUCCCAGCUCCGCCCACACCCCCUCUCCCAGCCCCGCCCACACCCCUCUCCCAGCUCCGCCCACACCUCUCUUCCAGCUCCGCCCACACCUCUCUCCCAGCUGUCCCAGAGCUCUGCAUGGUCUUUGACAGAAUCCAAAGUCUCCUGCCAGUGCCGCAAAUUACGGCUCUGGGAAAUUAUGUCCUGUGUUGCUUUCAUCAGCCAAUAGGGGAGAGGUGGGUGGGGCCAGCAACAGCAGUUUGGAGUAAAAUUCAACAGCAGACAGUGCAGUUUAUGUCUCAUCCUUCAGAGCAGCAGCUCGGUGGCAGUUUCCUUAUUCUCUGCUGUUUCUGACUGGUCCCUUGUGUCUGCAAUCUUUUACGUGAUUGGCCCUGUUCUCAAUUUUUUUUUUUUUUUUUUUUUUUAAAUGCUCCUUGUUGUGGCUUCCCCUGAAGGCUAUCUGUGGCAUUACUCUGUUUUUGUUUCAGCUUUCAACCAAAACUCAUGGCCUUCCUUUGCGUGUGAUGUCACUGGUCACCACGGAGACGGUUCAGCUCUUGUGUUUUCACAUUUGUGGUCUGCCUUCUCUCUUCGGGUGAAAGGACGGCCUGAAACAGUCGCUCAGAACAACAUUUCCUGUCUGAGGGUGAAAGACAGACAGCUUGUUGCCACAGCAACCCUUCUCUGUUUCCUUUUAGUUAAUGGUUGAGCUUUGAAGCGAAUAGUUAAUUUUUGUAUUUUAAUAAGAAAAAGGAAAAGGUGAUUUUAUGUAUUUGCAUGCACUCCGGCCGUACGUUCUUUCUUCUGUAUGUUUGAGCACUGUAUAGUAGCUGUAUAGUAGCUGUCUGAGGUGUAGAAGGAGCUCCGCUCAAUAGAGACGCAGAGGACGAACCAUCAAAAACCAACAAGUGAAUUAUUUGAUGUAAUUACUGAUAUGGGAUCCUUAUUUUCUGAGUUAAUUUGUUUUCAUAAAUAAACCAUAUAAACUGAG
This is a messenger RNA of Oryzias latipes (Japanese medaka), 4505 nucleotides long. It is a transcript of the gene brd3b, whose product is annotated as bromodomain containing 3b. The record is from RefSeq and is a predicted model, not a curated record. Gene Ontology annotation, cellular component: chromatin; nucleus. Gene Ontology annotation, biological process: regulation of DNA-templated transcription; chromatin remodeling. Lineage: Eukaryota; Metazoa; Chordata; Actinopteri; Beloniformes; Adrianichthyidae.